UCUUCUCGUUCCUCAUCUCUGCUGCCUCGGCGUCCGAAAGCGGAACAGAGUGGAAGUGCCAAGAGGCAGAGAAGAUGGUCGAGACGAGACGUAGCGCCGCCGCCGGGAAGCGCUGCCCGACUUCGCCGUCCGUCUUGUCUGCGGCUCCCCCCAGCGCGAAGCGCCCAAAGGUAGAGGCAGAGGUGCCGCCGCCGACGCCGGCAUUGGGUAAGGAAGACCCUGUUAAUGUCGAGGAACUUGCGCCGGCUCCUGUAGAUGACGCUGUCGUCUCGAAGAUGACUUCGCCCGAUGACGCCCUCCCGGUGGUGAUGGAGGGGGUUGCCCCUCCCGGAUUGCCUUCCCGAGAUCAUGUGGACUGUUCUCUGCAAUUAGAUCUGCUGGUGGAACAAACCAACGAAGAGCCACCAAGUGCCGUCGAGUGGUGCAAGCUUAUUUCCCUGUUCUCUCAGAAUCCUUCCCAUUCAAUCUGCCGUCCCCAAUUCACUGUCGGUCAUAGCAAAUUUUGUGAUUUGCAAUUGCAUGAUCCAUCUGUUGGCACAGCUCUAUGUGUUCUGAGGAAAGCAAAGCAUGAUGGUGCAUAUGUUGCAUUACUUGAAACUACUGGGGCAAAAGGACUUGUGCAAGUAAAUGGGAAGACUGUUGAUAAGGAUUCUAUUAUCCUUGCUGAGGGAGAUGAAGUUGUCUUUAGCAGACCAGAAAAACAUAUUUAUAUUUAUCAGAGACUUUCUGAGGUGAAAUCGAGCACACCAAUUUUACAUACUUUACACCGUUCUUCAGAGGCAAUGGAUGGUUCUGCAGAAGGACCUAAAUUUGCGGACAGAACUGCAGACCAUGCAACAACUGCUGUAGUUUCAACGCUAGCAUCUUUGUCAACCUUGAAGAAGGAUUUAUAUGUUGUUCCUGAAUCAGCAACUAGUGAAUCUUUAACUGAGUUGGAGUUAAGUACAGAUACCCACAAAUUCUUUGAGGAUCAAAGGGAGGAAUUUGACUCUCCAGCAAGUUUGCCAUUAAGUAGAUCCCAGGCAUUUAAGGAUGGCCGAAAACAGGGAAUUAUUGAUGCUAGUGAUAUUGAAGUUUCUUUGGAUAAUUUUCCCUACUAUCUGAGUGAGAACACAAGACAUCUUCUCCUAUCAUGUGCUUUUGUUCAUCUAGAACGUAAAGAGUUCUUGAAGUAUACAACAGAGAUAUCAUCUUUGAGCCAACGUGUACUAUUAUCUGGCCCACCCGGAUCUGAAAUCUAUCAGGAAACUUUGGUAAAGGCACUUGCCAAAGAGUUUGGUGCUAGAAUGCUCAUAAUAGAUUGUUUUACACUGCUGGAUGUACUUCCUUUGAAGGAUUCAGAGUCCUUUAAAGAAGUUAAAAAAUUGGAUGAACCAAGCCUCCCUGGGAAGCAACACACUGCAUUAUCUGCUUGUCGGCACCGUAGGAGACAGGCUUCUAGUGUUGAGGCUGAUAUCAUGGGUUCAUCUCUCUAUGACCUUGAAUCUUCAGUAAAUCAGGAGGCAUCAACUGCUUCAUCAAAAUCCUACCCAUUCAAAAAAGGUGAUAGAGUAAAGUAUGUGGGUUCAAUGCAAUCAAGAGAAAUUCCUCUAGGCCCAAGAGGUCCAAAUUAUGGUUAUCAUGGAAAAGUAAUCCUUGUGUUUGAAGAAAAUAGAUUCGCCAAGGUUGGAGUUAGAUUUGAUAAGCCUAUUCCUGACGGUAACAACCUUGGGGGCCUUUGUGAAGAAGACCAUGGCUUCUUUUGUACUGCUGACUCUAUUCGCCUAGAUACUUCUAUGGAUGAAGAAACAGCAAAACUUGCAUUAAAUGAAUUAUUUGAGUUUGUAUCCGAAGAAUGCCAACAUGGCCCUUUAAUAUUGUUUCUCAAAGACACUGAAAAGUUUGUGUCAGCUAGUACAGAUAUAUUCCUAUUUAUGAAGGGUAAGAUUGACUCCUUGCCAGCAGGUGUUCUUGCUGUCUGCUCUAGUACCCAGAUGGAUUGCCACAGAGAGAAGGCACAUCGUGGCGGUCUUCUUUUUACAAAAUUUGGACGCAACCAAGCUGCAAUGAUUGAUUUUGCUUUCAUGGAUAGCUCCACUAGGCUGCAUGAGAGAAGCAAAGAAAGUUCGAAAACAACGAAGCAACUUGUAAAGAUUUUCCCAAAUAAGAUUAUCAUCCAGCCACCUCAGGAUAAAGGACAUAUUUUAGAAUGGAAAAAGAAGUUGGAUCAUGAUGCUGAAACACUUAAAGCCAGGUCCAACAUUCUAAACAUCCGGCUUUUCCUUAAUCGCAAUGGAUUAGAGUGUGAUGAUCUUGAAAAGAUAUGCAUGAAGGAUCAAACACUUUCAAGUGAAAGUGUGGAUAAAAUAAUUGGUUUUGCUUUUAGUCACCAACUUAAGAACACAUCUGAAGCAUCUGGAAAGAAAACAAAGCUCAUUCUUUCAAUGGAAAGCAUCCAGCAUGGUCUCCAUAUGCUGCAAAGCUUUCAAAGUGGUUCAAAGAGUACCAAAAGAUCACUCAAGGAUGUGGUAACUGAGAACGAAUUUGAGAAGCAACUUCUUGCUGAUGUCAUUCCUCCUAAUGAUAUUGGAAUUGCAUUUGAUGAUAUAGGAGCUUUAGAAAAAGUUAAAGACACACUGAAGCAGUUGGUGAUGCUUCCUUUGCAAAGGCCAGAAUUGUUCUGUAAAGGACAAUUGACAAAGCCAUGUAAGGGGAUACUGCUCUUUGGUCCUCCUGGUACAGGAAAAACAAUGCUCGCUAAAGCUGUUGCUACAGAAGCAGGUGCAAACUUUAUCAAUAUAUCCAUGUCGAGCAUAAGUUCAAAGUGGUUUGGCGAAGGGGAGAAAUAUGUGAAAGCAGUGUUCUCACUAGCAAGUAAAAUUGCUCCCAGUGUUGUUUUUGUGGAUGAGGUUGACAGCAUGUUGCGUAAGCGUGAAAAUUCUGGAGAACAUGAAGGCAUGCGGAAAAUGAAAAAUGAAUUUAUGGUAAACUGGGAUGGUUUACGCACUAAAGAUAAAGAACGUGUGUUGGUUUUAGGUGCAACCAAUAGACCCUUUGACCUUGAUGAGGCUGUGAUAAGGAGGUUUCCACGAAGAUUAAUGGUAAACUUACCAGAUGCUUCCAAUAGAGAAAAGAUACUUAGAGUAAUAUUAGCCAAAGAAGAUCUAGCGCCAGAUGUUGAUUUAAAAGUUCUGGCAAGUAUGACUGAUGGAUAUUCAGGAAGUGAUCUGAAGAAUCUGUGUGUUGCUGCUGCACAUUGCCCCAUUAGAGAACUCCUAGAAAAGGAAACGAAGGAUAGAGAUGCAGCUUUGUCUGAGGGCCGACCAUUACCUGCUUUGCAUGGUAGUGAUGACAUUCGUGCUCUGAGAAUGGAUGAUUUUGAAUAUGCACAUGAACUGGUUUACUGUAGUGUUUCAACUGAUUCCUCCAACAUGGCCCAGCUUCACGAGUGGAAUGAGCUGUUUGGGGAAGGCGGAUCGAGGAAGAAACCGGAACUCAGCUAUUUCAUGUAGUAGAGUAAUCUUAUUUUGUACAGGAAUGGUUAUAUUGCUAUAGAUGCCAAUUCUUUUCAAACUCAUAUAAUUAAUUUACAAAUCCUGAGUCAUUUUAGGUCUAUUCAUUUAACAAGAUGUAAGUUAAUAUUACUUGUUAGGAAUUUGAGUCAUUGUAAUUUUUUACAUGACAGAGUCAUUUGCAAAGUCGAUAAACUUUCGAAACGAUGAAAACAGGAUCAGUUUUAUU
Messenger RNA from Musa acuminata subsp. malaccensis (wild Malaysian banana), 3720 nucleotides. RefSeq lists its product as uncharacterized. Gene Ontology annotation, molecular function: protein binding; ATP binding; ATP hydrolysis activity. The record is from RefSeq and is a predicted model, not a curated record. Gene Ontology annotation, cellular component: mitochondrial outer membrane. NCBI's taxonomy places the organism in Eukaryota, Viridiplantae, Streptophyta, Magnoliopsida, Zingiberales, Musaceae.